Varroa destructor (honeybee mite) is the source of this 1030-nucleotide messenger RNA. Its product is annotated as transcriptional regulator ERG-like. Gene Ontology annotation, biological process: regulation of transcription by RNA polymerase II; cell differentiation. The record is from RefSeq and is a predicted model, not a curated record. NCBI's taxonomy places the organism in Eukaryota, Metazoa, Arthropoda, Arachnida, Mesostigmata, Varroidae. Gene Ontology annotation, molecular function: sequence-specific DNA binding; DNA-binding transcription factor activity, RNA polymerase II-specific. Gene Ontology annotation, cellular component: nucleus.
GGCCAGGCGCUUUCCUCAACAAGGUCCUCUCUGCCUAACAUGGAAUCACAGAGCGGUGCAAGCGUUACCGGUAGCGAAGCCGAUUUCCUCAAGAAAUGGCACCCGUCAUACCUGUACGGCCAACAGUCGUUACCGCAAAACGUUACCAGCAAUAGCACGCAGCAAGCUCGCGCCUCGCAAGUUGAUGACACCGAAAGAGAGUCGCGAACGGAUCCUAGAAGCGGUGAAGAUUCAUUAUAUAUGCUCAAAUCUGCACGAAAUUUCACUCAAGCAAGCGGCGGAGCACACGUUUCUGGAGGGUUAGGUAGUGGCGCCCCAGUAUCUGGCGGUCAAAUCCAGUUGUGGCAAUUUCUUCUUGAACUGCUCUCAGAUCCUCCAUCGCAUGGCCACUGUAUAGCAUGGGAAGGUCAAAACGGAGAGUUCAAGCUAACAGACCCCGACGAAGUCGCACGUCGCUGGGGUGAACGAAAGUCCAAGCCCAAUAUGAAUUACGACAAAUUGUCUCGCGCACUGAGAUAUUAUUAUGACAAAAACAUCAUGUCGAAGGUUCACGGAAAGCGCUACGCUUAUAAAUUCGACUUCGCUGGCCUCUCGGCGGCCCAACAACAGCAGUCCCUUCAGGGCGCUCCAAGUUUAGGUACACGCACUGCUGGGGAUUAUCGCCUUCAUCAUGCAGGUGACUUCUUCCUCACCCCCCAGGUCUACCCGCCUGGAUCAACCGGCAGAAAACUAUCGUCUAUGGAUUUCUCGUCAGGUGGAUAUUGGACUUCUGCUGGAAGCACUUGCCAGCCAUAUCGGGGCACACCACAUGUGCAGUAUUCGUGUGCAAUGUAAAAUGUCAUACCUCUUGGCAGGAGCGGACCUUUUCAAGUGAUUAUACGUAGCGAUAGCCACGAAGGAUAUGUAUGUUGAGAUUUUUUCAUUAAGGUCAUUUUUAUCAGUGCAAAUAUGUUGACUCAACUGUUUAUCUCACUACCCGCGUUGCUUCAUCUCAACUAUAGAAGAUGGAUAGGACUGACAUGAGAAAUAA